Molecule: messenger RNA, 1239 nt
Organism: Phalaenopsis equestris
Lineage: Eukaryota; Viridiplantae; Streptophyta; Magnoliopsida; Asparagales; Orchidaceae
Product: RING-H2 finger protein ATL56-like
Exons: 1
Coding region: 243-743 (166 amino acids)
Source: RefSeq, a predicted model, not a curated record
UUCCCACCGCUUAUUUCUCCCCUUCUUAGAUACCACAAACUCCUCCCUUCCUUCCACGCAAAACCUUUCCAUGGCUCAGUUGCAGUACUAAUCUAUUUCCAGGAGAUGCCAAAAGGUUAAGCUUUUCAACUGAAUAUGCAAGAUUUGUGUUUUAUUAUGCAAGGUUCAUUUUUUACACCUUUUUCGAAGAAAAGCUCCAGGGGUCCAGAUAGAGAGGCUUGGAGUGUCUACAAAGGGUGAUAAUGCUAUUAAUCUUCUCGGUAGCUCUCCUCCUGGUUGGCAUCGUGGUGGUGGUAAUGAUUCAUGCGUGUGUGGUUGGUUGGACCAUUGGGAGGAUCGGCAACGUUGCAGAAGCAGAGGACUACAGACACUUGAUCAAAGGGCUUUCGGCUGACGAGCUCGAGAAGCUCCCCUGCUAUGAUUACAGGAGUGGGGAGAAGGGAAGGAGAAAUGAGGGAGAGUGUGCGGUUUGCUUGGAUGGGUUUCAGGUGGGUGAUAGAUGCAGGCUAUUGCCUAUUUGCAGACACAGCUUUCAUGCGAACUGUGUGGAUUUUUGGCUGAUGAAGACUGCAAUUUGUCCGGUCUGCAGAAGCAGGGUGAGAGAAAGUUUAAGUGGUUUGGUCUCCGGUGAUCGGCUGGGGGGUUUGAGGGGUGGAGGUGAAGGGUUUGGGCUGCAGGAGAUUGAAGAGGUCGAAUUCGGAGUUCGGCCGGGAGCUCCUAAUGGUUCUGCUGCUCUAGAAUAGAUGGUUGGUGUGGUGAAAAUUUGUAAAUAGCAAUUCGUCUCCCCCUUUUGGUUCUAUGAUUAUUGUUGUGCAAUGGAACAAUUGUAUUUAGUUCUGUGUUUUGCAGAAAUUCUAUUUCAUUUCUUUACAAAAGAUCUAUUUUUGGGGGAACUGGAACUGAUUGUGUUUCAACGAAUUAAGAUGUGCUGUUAUUAUUUUUAUUCAUGUAACACUCAAAUUUUUGAUAUCACAUAUGUAUAUGAAAAAGGUGUUUGCACUGAUUCAAUAUAGAUCUAACGGUUUAAAAGAGAAGUGUGACGGAGGCAAGCCCACGAACAGCGGAUCGUGACUCCCACCUGGCCGAACAAGUAAAAUCAAAUGAGACAAGUCAGCUAGGCCCAAACCGAUCGAGCAGUGAGGUGGAGAAGAAGACCAGAUGACUCAAACACAAGUCAUCCGACUGGAAACGAGACAAGAGAGAGUUUCAGUCAUCAACUAUAAGAAAAUUGGCUAGAUG